This is a messenger RNA of Fimicolochytrium jonesii, 1535 nucleotides long. RefSeq lists its product as uncharacterized. The coding region runs from base 96 to 1352 and encodes 418 amino acids. The transcript is spliced from 3 exons. The record is from RefSeq and is a predicted model, not a curated record. NCBI's taxonomy places the organism in Eukaryota, Fungi, Chytridiomycota, Chytridiomycetes, Spizellomycetales, Powellomycetaceae. Gene Ontology annotation, molecular function: metal ion binding.
GCUGAUUCCCCAUCAUAUACAUUACCCCCAAAGCACUGUAACCAGCCCCGCUCUCGAACUUCAAUCGGCUUCAUACAGCAAACACCAGCAACAAAAUGUCAAAACCAACCCGCAAACACAAUAUUCCAGCCCUCACAAUGCCACACCUCUCCAAGGACAAGGCAUCGCAACUAGCAGCCGCCGCCGAACCGAACUCGCCUAGUACGGCAAAGAGGACCAUCACAAAAGCAAUGACACACCUACGAGCACUGAAAAUAAACCGUCGGCCAUCGAGAGACGUGCAGCCUACGCCGAUAAAGUCGCCGAAGAGUGCAGUGACGAUUAGUAUCAGUGUGUCCGAGAGGGCGGACCCGAUGGUUGCGCAAGCCUGCGUGAGGAUGAAGUAUCUGGAGUCUCUGUUGGAGGAGCUGAGAGGAUACUCUGGAGAAAAGCGCAUUAUGGCGGAGACGUAUUUAUUGAAGGUUGCGGAGAAGGAAAUGAAUCGGGCCAGCGACUACGCGAGCCGGAAAGCUGACGCCUUUGCAGCGAAUAUCUCAGCUCUACAGACCGCCGUUGUGCGUCUAUCGUCGCCAUUCUGCAACUCUAAGAAGCAACUAUACGCCAUCCGGCCGUUUCUUCGGACAUUCCAACGACAGAGUGCAUCCAUGGCCCCCAAACGCGACAAGGGUUUCCCCGUCAUGGAUCCGAUGUUCGAUGAAUACCUGGUAGACUUGAGGGAACAGGCGAAAAAGGUGGCUAAGAAGACGGGAUCCGGCGACAUAAGCGACUCGCUCAAAGUCUUUGUGAGGAUGGAAACGGAUUUUCGGUCCCUCCUGCACUUCAUCGCAAAAUCGAUCUCUGACAUCGACGAGCUUACCCGCAACCUGAAUCAUAUAUCCUCGGCAAAUGGAGACGCAACACCAGCUCAACCCGCCUCAGGCUUCCUAUCAGCCCUCCACCUCGCGCAGACCCUUUCCCUAGAAAGCAGAGCCAUGAUCGCCAAACUCGUCUCCGACCUCGUCCCAGAUCUAGAAACGUACGAGUGUGCCGUGUGUCUCGCUACCCUCUACGAGCCAGUCCAGCUUCAAACCUGCAAGCACCGUUUCUGCAGCGAGUGUCUGCACCAGCAUGAACGUUUCUCUGCGUUUUGGGCGUACCUGUACUGGAUUGAUGUUCAGUGCCCCAUAUGCAGAGGAAGCUAUACCGGCCGAUGCAAAUUCCAGGACGUUGCUUUGAACAACUUGAUCAAAACGUACUUCCCACGCGAGCACAAUGCGAAAGGCAGGACGGAGCUUCAGCGCAAACUCAGAAGGAAGUUUAUCCUGCUGGUUAGGAAGAAGAUAGUCUGGCGUGAUACCUUUUGGGAGGGAUGAAAGGAUUGGCGUAUGGCCUUGAAAACGCAACAUGUAGAUUGGACCUAUUGCGCUGCUGUAUAUAUGACAAAGGCGGAGCACUACCCUAUUAAUUAGGUGCCCGCGGAGGGUAGCAGUUGCCUACCUGUUGUUGUAGAUAGUGGGAUCAGGACCUCUGGCGUAUGAAAAAUAGAUGGUGUGAGA